UAUUUCUCGAUUUUGUUUGUUUUCUCGUGAGCUUCGGCCGCUGGUUUUGGUAAUUUUGUCUGAUUGCGAUGUCUGGACGUGGUAAGCAGGGAGGCAAAGCUCGUGCCAAAGCGAAAUCCCGCUCUUCUCGCGCUGGUCUCCAGUUCCCGGUGGGCCGAGUGCACCGCCUGCUCCGCAAAGGCAACUACGCAGAGCGGGUUGGGGCAGGCGCGCCAGUAUACCUGGCGGCGGUGUUGGAGUACCUGACCGCCGAGAUCCUGGAGCUGGCCGGCAACGCGGCCCGCGACAACAAGAAGACCCGUAUCAUCCCGCGCCACUUGCAGCUGGCCAUUCGCAACGACGAGGAGCUCAACAAACUGCUAGGCCGGGUGACAAUUGCUCAGGGCGGCGUCCUUCCUAACAUCCAGGCCGUGCUUCUGCCUAAGAAGACCGAGAGUCACCACAAGGCCAAGGGCAAGUGAUUUGACAGGCAUCUGAGCUCCCGGAAACGCUAUCAAACCCAAAGGCUCUUUUCAGAGCCCCCCUACCGUUUCAAAGGAAGAGCUAACCUCACUGCUUGUACAUAGAAGGAAAAAAGGUACUAAGGUAAGUUGGUAAGUUAAUUUUAUGCUAACCUGGAACAAGGUGUAUUCUUGCUUUUCGGUUUUUUUGGGGAGCGCCGUUACUAAAGGUUGGUCUGUUUGUAUGUAAUAGGUCAGUUAUGGAUCUAAUGUUCGCACGUACUAUCAUACUCUAACGAAAUAUUCUAGUUAACGUUUUGUAAGAUCGACCAUAGUUAGUGCCUAACAGUUUACACGCAGGGAUGCCUUGUGAUCUAAAAGCUUUGUUCUGAUUACUUUAAAAAUGUCAGUUGAAGGCAAAACUAACGUGUUGGCAACCUUGUUCGAUCCUCCACUAGUCCUCCGUCUAUUUCCUCAAUUUAGGCUGUACGCAACCUCACUUUCUUAAAUCUGAGACAGGUUCCAUUCCUGCUGAAGUGCAGAGUGUCUUUAAAAGUUAACCAGGGAGUGUGAAAGGUGUCUGUAAAAAACAGACUAAUGUCCCUAAUGUAGAACGAUGCCUGACAUGCAACUUACUCUUGUAUUUUAAGCGGCUCAAGCGUCUGGGUUGCCAUUACAGGCAGAAAAGGAAAUAGAGUGGGGCAUGUGGCCACUCAAAAACCUUUGCUUUCUGCUCACCCCUCUAAUCCUACCACUUUGGGAGGCCGAGGGGCCUGAUUACCUGAGGUCACGAGUUCGACACCAGCCUGGCCAACAUGGUGAAACCCCUCUCUACUAAAAAAAUAAAUAAAAAAAGUCAGGCGUGGUGGCACAUACCUUGUAAUCCCAGCUACUCUUGAGGCUGACGCAGGAGAGUCGCUUGAGCCUGGGAGGCGGAGGUUGUAGUAAGCCGAGAUCGUGCCACUGCCCUCCAGCCUGGGCAACAGUGAGACACCGUCCCCUCAAAAAACCUUUGCUUCUUGGGAUCUGGUAACAGCUGCCCCACCCACAAGAAAUGGAGAUCUGGGACCAUGGACAAAUUUCUAGAGACCUAUUUUCCUGGAUUCUGUGAAUCUCGCCGAGGUUUUCUUCCGGAUCUCGGUUUCUGCAGUUUGUUUGCUUGCUUUUUUGAAACGGAGUUUUGCUCUUGUUGCCCAAGCUGGAAUGCAGUGGCGCGAUCUCGGCUCACUGCAUGCAAACUCCGCCUCCCGGGUUCAGACGACUCUCCUGCCUCAGCCUCAGCCUCCCUAGUAGAUGGGAUUACAGGCGCCCGCCACCAGUAGAAACGGAGUUGCACCAGGUUAGCCGGGCUGGUCUCGAAUUCCUGACCUCAGGUGAUCCGCCGGCCUCUGCCUACCAAAGUGCUGGGAUUACAGGCGUGAGCCACCGCGCCCGGCCGGUUUCUGCUUUGAUCGGAAUUAAGUGGACAGGAAAGUCUAGGUGGGCUAAGUCUUGCCUACGCAUCAGCUCCCAGCUGCUCAGACUGGCCAAACAGACCCAGUCGUUUAGUCUAACGCUUCUGGAACUCCACUGAAGCGUUUUGCAUUGUUUCGUUUGGAGCCUUCAAAUCCGAAUGUGUGGCAGGAGAUAAUAAUCCUAGCAGAAGCUGUUUACCGCUGACGCGCCUCCCACUUCCCAGAUACUGAUACCGGGUCGGGGCGGAUCCAGCCUUUUCCGCUCUUCCCUCCCUUCACCCCCUCCUUUCCCUACAACUACCCUCAAAGGAAAAGGGUUGGAUGUCCCAUUUGGGUGAAAACAAAGUGGCAUAAAAGCAAAUGAUCACCUUUGAUAGCCACGUAUUAGAAUUUUCCGAGGGUAUUUUUAAAUUACAACGAUUCUAAUGGGCAGCUGGGCUGAGAAUCAUCAGAUUUGAAGGUCUGGUUUCCACAUGGCUCUUGGGCUGAGAAGACCGGAUUUUCCCCGUCAGCAUUUCCUGUAUGUCCGAGAACUUGGAACCUAAGUAGAAAAUGUCUUCUGAGGCUGGUCUGGUGUCUCACAUCUGUAAUCCCAGCACUUGGGGAGACUGAGGUUGCAAAAGCUUCUCAUUUCAGAGAGAUGCCAGGAUCCUGAGUGCCUGCCAAACUUACCAAUUCUAAGAAUUAAGUGGAUGGAUGGCAUCAAUGUUCCUACAUUACUGAUUGAUUCUGCAUCCGCAAAUUUUUUUGUUAAAAACAUACUACAUCGUGUGGGGAGAUAAGGAGGGUAAAAUGAAGAGAAAGAAUAUUGAGGGGAAGUUCUUCAGAAUACAAAAUGUGUUUAAUUUUUUAAAUAAGUAUAACAUUUACAGGGUUCAAACGAUGUGAAGUAAAGAGGUAUAUAUAAAGAAUCCACCCCUCAACUUACCCAGGUGAUCACUUUUCUUUUUCUUGUGUAUCUGCCCAGUAUUCAUUCCUGCUGAUAUCAGUCAAUAAUGAAUGAUACGUGUUAUCUUCACUUUUUUCAUCCUUGGUCAAGUAGCAGACUGUAUACACUUUUCUGCACUUGCCGUUUUUAUAACAAUCUAUCUUGGAGAACUUUCCCUAUGAGAACAUACAGAGCUUCCUGUACACAGUUGCAUGUACUACAUUAUGCAAAUGCAUUAUAUUUUAUGUAACCUGUCCACUGUUGGUAGCCACUUGAGUUGUUUUAGCCUUUUGCUAUCAAACAGUUCUGGGAUGAUUUACCUUGAUUUACUGCAAAAUUGAAAUUGCUCUGCUAUUCUGCUGGAAUGGUGGUAAGUGAACUGAAAAUUCCAGUCACUCUUGGGCUAGACUCAAGGUUCUUAAAAACUAUGUGGCCAUCACCAAAUUAGUUAUUUUGAACCUUAACUUCUUCACCUCUAAAAUGGAGGUAAUACUUACCUUAGGUGGCUAUGAGAAUGAAGAUCAUGUGUAUGAAUUGUUUGGUGCUCUAAAGAACAGCACAAAUAAAAUUGGGCCGGGCGCGGUGGCUCAAGCCUGUAAUCCCAGCACUUUGGGAGGCCGAGGCGGGUGGAUCACGAGGUCAGGAGAUCGAGACCAUCCUGGCUAACACAGUGAAACUCCGUCUCUACUAAAAAAUACAAAAAAUUAGCCGGGCGUGUUGGCGGGCGCCUGUGGUCCCAGCUACUCGGGAGGCUGAGGCAGGAGAAUGGCGUGAACCCAGGAGGUGGAGGUUGUGGUGAGCCGAGAUCGCGCCACUGCACUCCAGCCUGGGGGACAGAGAAAGACUCCGUCUCAAAAAAAAAAAACAAAUAAAAUUAUUUUAUUUUCAAAUUUAA
Symphalangus syndactylus (siamang) is the source of this 3717-nucleotide messenger RNA. Its product is annotated as histone H2A type 1-C. Lineage: Eukaryota; Metazoa; Chordata; Mammalia; Primates; Hylobatidae. Gene Ontology annotation, molecular function: DNA binding; protein heterodimerization activity; structural constituent of chromatin. Gene Ontology annotation, cellular component: nucleosome. The record is from RefSeq and is a predicted model, not a curated record.